Phacochoerus africanus (Common warthog) is the source of this 935-nucleotide messenger RNA. Its product is annotated as olfactory receptor 13-like. Gene Ontology annotation, cellular component: membrane. The coding region runs from base 1 to 933 and encodes 310 amino acids. Gene Ontology annotation, biological process: G protein-coupled receptor signaling pathway. NCBI's taxonomy places the organism in Eukaryota, Metazoa, Chordata, Mammalia, Artiodactyla, Suidae. The record is from RefSeq and is a predicted model, not a curated record. Gene Ontology annotation, molecular function: G protein-coupled receptor activity; olfactory receptor activity. The transcript has a single exon.
AUGGGAGACAAUAUGACCUCUGUCACAGAGUUCAUCCUGCUGGGAUUUUCUCUUGACCCAAGGAUUCAACUGUUCCUCUUUGGGCCCUUCUCCCUGUGCUAUGCCUUCACCCUGCUGGGGAAUGGGGUCAUCCUGGGGCUCAUCUCAUUGGACUCCAGACUGCACACUCCCAUGUACUUCUUCCUCUCACACCUGGCCAUUGUUGACAUAGCUUACUCCUGCAACACGGUGCCCCAGAUGCUGAUAAACCUCCUGAGUCCAACCAAGCCCAUCUCCUUCACUGGCUGCAUGACACAGACCUUUCUCUUUUUGAGUUUCGCUCACACCGAAUGUCUUCUCCUGGUGGUGAUGUCCUAUGAUCGGUACGUGGCCAUCUGCCACCCCCUCCGAUAUUCUGCCAUCAUGAGCUGGAGAGUUUGCAUUACCCUGGUAGUGAUUCCCUGGGCCAUUGGAGUCCUUCUGUCUUUGAUUCAUCUAGUGUUACUUUUACCCUUACCUUUCUGUAUAUCCCAGAAAAUCAAUCACUUUUUCUGUGAAAUCAUGGCUGUACUCAAACUCGCUUGUGCAGAUACCCACAUUAAUGAAAAUGUGGUAUUGGCUGGAGCAAUUUCUGUGCUACUGGGACCAUUCUCCUUAAUUGUAAUCUCAUACAUGUGCAUCUUCUGUUCCAUCCUUAGGAUCCAAUCUGGGGGAGGGCAAAGAAAAGCCUUCUCCACCUGCUCAUCUCACCUCUGUGUGGUUGGGCUCUUUUAUGGCACAGCCAUUAUCACCUAUGUUGGGCCCAGAUAUAGGAACCCCAAGGAGCCGAAGAAAUAUCUUCCCCUGUUUCAUAGCCUUUUCAAUCCCAUGCUCAAUCCCCUUAUCUACACUCUUAGAAAUUUGGAAGUAAAGGGUGCCUUAAAGAGAGUGCUGGGAAUAAAGAGAGCUUUAUGAAA